Molecule: messenger RNA, 2408 nt
Organism: Salvia splendens (bonfire salvia)
Lineage: Eukaryota; Viridiplantae; Streptophyta; Magnoliopsida; Lamiales; Lamiaceae
Product: serine/threonine-protein kinase tricornered
Exons: 16
Coding region: 428-2023 (531 amino acids)
Biological process (GO): protein phosphorylation
Molecular function (GO): ATP binding; protein serine/threonine kinase activity
Source: RefSeq, a predicted model, not a curated record
UUGACAAUAUAAAUAGCGGAGAAAACGUUUAGAUCAUGCGAGCUCAUCUCUUUGUUUCCAAAAGCAUCGAAAAUGGCGAUUUUGUUUUCGGCAUUGCAUAUGCAGUCGUAGACAAUCAAUCAAUUUCGAAUAUUGCGAUUAUAUACAUAUAUAAAUGUGUAUGCGUCGUGCACGGCUGUAUUUGCUUCGAUCGGUUUUAUCUCUCUAUCUCUAAAAGCUUUGGCGGUUUUCAGCAGCGUCGGCGAGUUUUUGACAUUUAGCAAUUUCGGAAUCAAGGAAUAGAAGUUUCAAAGUAGUGUAAUACAGAACUGAUUAGGAAUACACAUUGUACCAAGAUGUUUGGCAGAUGAGAUUAUGAUGUCAUUAUGAUGGAAGUUGCCUGGGGAGUUGCGUGUAAUUUACCUCUUAAGCAGAGGAAAACUACUUGAUGGAUUCAGCCAAAAGUUGGUUCCACAAGUUUCAGCAAAGAGACCGUUUGAGGACAUUGAGGACAGUGAGUAGGAACAAAGACUCAAUGGGUAGUGCAAGAGAAGAACCACCAGCAGACUUACUUGCUGAUGAUGAAGCCUCAACUCUCACAAAACAGAAGGUGGCUGCUGCAAAGCAGUACAUUGAAAAUCAUUACAAGGAGCAAAUGAGAAAUCUUCAGGAAAGGAGGCAGCGGCGAAAUGUGCUUGAAAAGAAGCUAGCUGAUGCUGAUGUAUCUGAGGAAGAUCAAAAUAACUUAUUAAAAUUUUUGGAGAAGAAAGAAACUGAAUACAUGCGCCUUCAGAGGCACAAAAUGGGUGCCGAUGACUUUGAGUUGCUCACUAUGAUUGGGAAAGGUGCUUUUGGUGAGGUUAGAGUCUGUAGAGAGAAGACGACAGGUUGUGUAUAUGCAAUGAAAAAGCUUAAGAAAUCAGAAAUGCUUCGUAGAGGCCAGGUUGAACAUGUGAAAGCUGAAAGGAAUCUGCUUGCAGAGGUGGAUAGCAAUUGCAUUGUCAAAUUGUAUUGCUCUUUCCAAGAUGACGAGUAUUUGUAUCUUAUCAUGGAAUAUCUUCCGGGUGGAGAUGUGAUGACUUUAUUAAUGAGGAAGGAUACAUUGACUGAGGAUGAGGCCAGAUUUUAUGUAGCAGAGACAGUUUUGGCUAUUGAAUCUAUUCAUAAACACCACUAUAUACAUAGAGACAUUAAGCCUGAUAACUUACUACUUGAUAGGCAUGGUCAUUUAAGAUUAUCAGAUUUUGGCCUGUGCAAGCCUCUAGACUGCAGUACUCUAAAAGAAGAUUUUGCAGUUGGAGACGGCGUUAAUGGAAAUUCAAAAGGUGAGGAUAGCUCAGCUCCAAAACGCACGCAACAAGAGCAAUUGCAACAUUGGCAGAAAAAUCGGAGAAUGCUUGCUUAUUCAACUGUUGGUACACCCGAUUAUAUUGCUCCAGAAGUUCUGUUAAAGAAGGGCUAUGGAAUGGAAUGUGAUUGGUGGUCCCUUGGUGCUAUCAUGUUUGAAAUGCUUGUGGGUUAUCCUCCCUUUUAUUCUGAUGAUCCUAUGACUACGUGCCGGAAGAUAGUGAACUGGAAAUCACAUCUAAAGUUUCCAGAGGAAGCUACACUUACUUUUGAAGCAAAAGACCUGAUAAGCAAACUACUAUGUAGUGUUAAUCAGAGGCUUGGUUCAAAUGGUGCAGAUGAAAUAAAGGUGCAUCCUUGGUUUAACGGGAUUGAAUGGGAUAACAUAUACAAUAUGGAAGCAGCAUUUAUUCCCGAGGUUAAAGAUGAGCUGGAUACCCAAAAUUUUGAGAAGUUUGAAGAGGCUGAACACCACACCUCAACUUCAUCAAAAUCUAGUCCAUGGAGAAAGAAUAUGCUUUCUUCCAAAGACAUCAACUUUGUGGGGUACACAUACAAGAACUUUGAAAUUGUGAAUGACUUCCAAGUUCCUGGAAUGGCUGAACUGAAGAAGAAAAAUACGAAGUCAAAGAGGCCAACAAUCAAAUCACUUUUUGAUGAUGAGUCGGAAGCAUCUGAGACUGGUGGCAGCCAAUAAAAUGACACCCUUAUGUAUGUCACUUUCUCAUUCCUCUCAAAGAAAUGGCAUGACAAGACAGACGAAUAUGGUUGAUCUCUCUCUCUCACCUUCAUGGUUCAACAGAUGUGGAUUUGCUUGCAUUCAAGUUACUGCUCUUUCGUCUUCAACGAAUAUAGAGUUUGGUAGGUUACAGAGAGGGAAAAAGAUUUCGAGUGGCUCGUUGCUUUGCUGCCCUCAACCUUUUUCUUUACAUAAAGCAGAGAUCAUUGAUUGACUCAUUUGUAGGAUUUUUUUCUUGUUGUCAACCUUUCCGGGAACCACAGCGUAUUGCAUGUAGAAUACAGAAUGACCAAUUUCUUGUUGAAACUCUAUAAAAGUUAGUAACAAAUUGUUGCUUCCGAGA